Salarias fasciatus (jewelled blenny) is the source of this 2881-nucleotide messenger RNA. RefSeq names its product cannabinoid receptor 1 (gene cnr1). Gene Ontology annotation, molecular function: cannabinoid receptor activity. Gene Ontology annotation, cellular component: membrane. The coding region runs from base 170 to 1579 and encodes 469 amino acids. The record is from RefSeq and is a predicted model, not a curated record. Lineage: Eukaryota; Metazoa; Chordata; Actinopteri; Blenniiformes; Blenniidae. Gene Ontology annotation, biological process: G protein-coupled receptor signaling pathway. The transcript has 2 exons.
UUUCAUGCUGGUUUUUCCAGUCUCUUUUUAUGUAAGAUCUGAAUUGGUUGGAUGAUGCGCUUCUGACUUGGAUUAACGCGCGGCGAUAAAGGACGAUUCUGCGCACUUUGGAAAAUUAUGUAAGGUUGUCCGGGCAUCUUAGACUGCAGUAUUACCCUGAGACACAGCCAUGAAAUCUGUGCUGGAUGGUGUGGCGGACACCACCUUCCGGACUAUCACAUCUGGCUUACAGUAUCUGGGCUCCAACGAUGCUAACUACGACGAUCCCAUGAAUAAUGUAGACUUCAAGGGCAGCUUCUCUGUGCAGAAGCCCCUGUCUGCCUUCCGCAGCAACUCCUUCCCGGAUAAAGUACCUGCAGAUGAGGAGCUCAUCCUCAAGGGCAUUCCCUUCUUCCCCACCAACGCCACAGACUUGUUUGGCAACAGGAGCACAAUCAGAGAUGAGACUAACACUAUACAAUGUGGGGAGAACUUUAUGGACAUGGAGUGCUUCAUGAUCUUGACUCCCAGCCAGCAGCUGGCUGUGGCGGUCAUGUCGCUGACUCUGGGUACCUUCACAGUGCUGGAGAAUCUGGUGGUGCUCUGUGUCAUCCUGCAGUCGCGCACGCUCCGCUGCCGGCCGUCCUACCACUUCAUUGGCAGCCUGGCCGUGGCAGACCUGCUGGGCAGCGUCAUCUUUGUCUACAGCUUUUUGGACUUCCAUGUUUUCCACAGGAAGGACAGCCCCAAUGUUUUUCUCUUCAAGCUGGGUGGAGUCACGGCGUCCUUCACGGCGUCGGUCGGGAGUCUUUUCCUCACCGCUAUCGACCGCUACAUCUCCAUUCACCGGCCGCUGGCCUACAGGCGCAUAGUGACCAGGACAAAGGCUGUCAUCGCCUUUUGUAUGAUGUGGACAAUCUCCAUUGUCAUCGCAGUGCUACCCCUGCUGGGCUGGAACUGUAAACGUCUCAAUUCCGUUUGCUCAGACAUAUUCCCUCUCAUUGACGAGAACUACCUGUUGUUCUGGAUCGGGGUGACCAGCGUGCUGGUUCUUUUCAUUAUCUACGCCUACAUAUAUAUCCUGUGGAAAGCACACCACCACGCCGUGCGCAUGCUGAGCCGCGCCUCCCAGAAGAGCCUCGUCGUGUACUCGGCGGACGGGACUAAAGUGCAGACCACACGCCCCGAGCAGGCCCGCAUGGACAUCCGUCUGGCUAAGACCCUGGUGCUCAUCCUGGUGGUGCUGGUCAUCUGCUGGGGCCCUGUGCUCGCCAUCAUGGUGUACGACCUCUUCUGGAGGAUGGACGAUGACAUCAAGACGGUGUUUGCGUUCUGCAGCAUGCUCUGCCUGCUCAACUCCACCGUCAACCCCAUCAUCUACGCCUUGAGGAGCAAAGACUUGCGGCACGCCUUCCUCAGCUCCUGCCACGCCUGCAGGGGCAGCGCCCAGCAGCUGGACAAUAGCCUGGAGUCGGACUGCCAGAAUCGAAAUGCCAACAUCUCCGCCAACAGGGCUGCAGAGAGCUGCGUGAAGACCACUGUGAAAAUAGCCAAAGUUACAAUGUCUGUGUCAACUGAAACUUCUGCAGAAGCUGUCUAAUUAGCUGUCAGGGGAAAGAGAGAGAGAGAGAGAGAGAGAGAGAGAGAGAGAGAGAGAGAAAGAAAAAAAACUGUGUAAAUGUCAUCCUCCUCAAACGAUCCCAUUCCACACACACACACACACACAAAAAAAGCAGAAGUUAGGUAUUCAAAACAAAGUGUUGACUUACACGCUCACAUCAACGCUUUAGUGGUCACAUACUUUUUGUUUGUGUAUGAGCACACGGUGUGCCAAAGUGCCAAAUGGUAAUGCAAGGUCAUAGAAGGACUCACAACCGGAGAGGAUUGUCAAAGACUAUAACAAGUCUACUGUUUACCAUAGACUUCAUGGUAUCCAAUUAGUGAAGGCAUAUUAUAUUUUUGUACUGUGAAUUCAGGUUCUGAAAACAAUAUUUCUUCAUUUACGGGAUAAGGGGCUACUGACAUUUUUAAUUCGAGUUGUUUUUUUCUGUGUCAUUUAGACUUUAACAUGUGUCUUGCACCAUUAAUAUGACAGAUCCUUGCGCCUUGACUUUCUACAGGCUUCAUGUACAUGUUGCAUAUAAACAUUUCUAUAAGCAGGUAGAAAAAUAAGUUAAAGUGACUCUUGAUUGUUUUGGGUUUUUUUAAUAGCCAUUCAACAUGCCACUUUUGUACUUCUUCUGACAACACUCAGUGAGUGGCAAAUGUGUAAAGAGAUUUUUGAGAAGUGAGAGGUGGUUCAUGCUCAAAGAAAAAGACAAACAUUAUCACCAUGACAAAAGAAACUCUAAUUAGUUAGAGGUCAGUAAUAAAUAGACUCACAGCUUGAGUUUGUGAAAUUUGAAAUGGCAUUUUCUGUGGCAGUGAUUGUCCCUGAUGUCCAUUUCUUCACUCGCUAGCUGUAACACCUUCAGUAAUGUGUCUUUGUUCAAAUGUAUACCUUACAACUGUACAGUGUUUUCUUGCAAAAUAAAAUUGUUCGAAAUGACUCACUCAGCUAUACAGCCAAGACAACAACAACAACAACAAUGAUAAUGACAACAAUAACAAGUAUUUGGUCAAAGCUCAAGCAGAUUAAAGCUGAAUCUGGAUGCAGGGUGCUGGUCACUAAUGCAUCAAACUGACUGGGGUUUCUGACGAUAGCUGCUUUCAACAAAUGUAUGAUUUUACUGGCCUUGUAUGUAUGUGAUACGUUGUGAUUUAGUGAUAUAUUUCCAACCCCAAGCCUUUUGAUUCAUUGCUGUGAGUUGUUUUAGUGCUACUGUUGCAGCGGGGCAUCAUUGGGGGAAAACCAAAAGCAACCCAUGCACAGGGCUAGUGAAGUAGUUUUGGCGUAACUCUG